Messenger RNA from Caenorhabditis angaria, 1754 nucleotides. Lineage: Eukaryota; Metazoa; Nematoda; Chromadorea; Rhabditida; Rhabditidae. The record is from the annotation of a GenBank genome assembly.
AUGGUUUCGUGGGAUAAAGGACAAUGGGGUUUGAGUUGGCUGAAUUUUUAUUGGAUUCAAAUUUGGACACCAAAUAUUGUCCAAAUCAAUGGGGGAUCCACUUCAAAUCCAGGACAAGUUACAAGCAAAGUCUUGGCGGCUAAUUACACCGGUCAAAUCUAUCUAUGGUCAGAUUUCUCUUUCACAACACCAUUCAGAUUCCAAUACGAAGACUAUCCAAAUGAUGUUCAACGAGUUUGUUAUAAAUUUGAUGACAAACGUCUUUUGGCAGUACAUUUUACGGUUGCUGAUGGAGUUAAGAAUAAGGAAAGAGAAGCAACCACAGAUCCUUUCGUUUCUGGAUGGAAAAUUGAUGAUGUUGAUGUUAUUGUAAGUAGUUUUCCCUGAAUUUUGAAAAAAAUUUCAAAAUCCAGGCGAUUAGUCAUAAAGAUCAAAAGGAGAAAAAUGGAGUGGCAAGUUUCCCAAAGCUUUUUUAGCGUAGCAACUAAUUUAGCUUACUUAGCUUGGCUUUAAUUUUAAUUAUAGAUAAUCACCCAAAAAAUAAACUUUCCAGGAAUCCCCAUACACCGUCGAACAACUCUCCGAUCCUCGCCGUAAUCCAUUCGAUGUUCAAGCCGACAAUUGUGAACUCUGCAUUUCGCUUCGUCGGAACGCCGUGUAUUUCACAUCGGAGAUGUUGCUUCCUGCGCUGAUCACGUCACUUUUCACAUUGGCUGCUGUGUUCUUCCAACUUUCGAAAACCCAGCCGAUUCUUUUGGGAUUCUCGGUUGUUGCGCAGAUUUUGUCAUUGAUUUUGGUAUCGCAGCGAUUGCCAUCGUUCACAGCGCACACUCCAACUAUUCGUGAGUUUUUUUUUUGGGGGGGGGGGGUUUGAAGCGUCUGCCGAACUGCCAGGGUUCGGCCGGCAGGUAACUUUGGCUGGCCUGACCUGGGCGUGUACCCGGCAUUUUUAAAAAUCAAAAAAAAUCCUACGACGGCCAGGUCGCGUGUACAUGCCUAGGCCAUGCCAGCCAAAACUGCCCGCCGCAAGCAUGCCUGAUUUUCUCUGUGUGAGGUCGAACCCUGGCUUUGCAAAAAUGCAGGCAGGCCUGUAGUGGAGCGGUUAACUAACUUUAGGUGCAUUUUUUAAGGUAGGGGUUUAACUUUUAAAAAUAUUGAGGUUUUUCAGGCUUUUAUGGGUAAAAAAUCAGCAAAACUUAAGUUAGGUUAGGGGGGGGUUGCUUUUCGAAAAUUUUACCUGGAAGGGGGUUAACUCAGGGGUCCUCGGAGCCCCAACCAAAUUUCAUUUUCCAGUCAAAUUCGCCGGUUUCAACAUGACAUGGACGGCAAUUUUAUUCGUCGUAUCCCUCGUUCUCGAACGUAUGGCCACUUCAAGUGUCGAUAUUCCACCGCCACACGCAGUUUCGCAAUUUGCCGGUGUCGUCAAUGCGGUUCUUCCUAUUCCAAAGGUAUACUAAUGAUUGAAAUGGGCAUAGGGGGCCACCAGGGCCUGACAUAAGGCCCACCAGGGGUGGGAAACCUGGCCUCGUGUUGGCUUUGGUGGUGACUAACCUGGCUAACUGUCAUGACAUUUUCCCCACCCAUAAGGCCCAUAAUCCGGGCCCCAUAUCUCAAUAUUGUAUUUCUUACAGAACUCCAAACACGAGGACAACAGUCUGCAAUAUGCCGCUUUUGCACACGCACUUAAUCAUGUCAUUUUCGCAUUAUCAGCGAUUCUAUACUUCAUUGUUAUUUUGUUCUCAUUUGUCUUUUAG